AUGCAGAUUAUCACCAGGAGUCCUGGUGAUAAUCUGGUUUGUGACGAGGACGUUAUGGCCACGAUGGAUGAGAGUGAUACUGUUCUUGGCCUUUCUAACAUUGUUGAUAGUGAUGUUAAUGAUGAUGAUGAUGGGAAUGAUAGAGUCCUUAAAGAUAAACCUAUGUUCGCUGUUUCCGAUGAUCCUAUCACUCAUAUUGUAUACCAGAGUGAAUGGUAUUGUAUUACUACCAAUGAAACCAGUACUGGUGAUCAUUAUUUUGCUGCUGAUAUUCGUAUUCAAUUCU
This is a messenger RNA of Perkinsus marinus ATCC 50983, 286 nucleotides long. RefSeq lists its product as hypothetical. The record is from RefSeq and is a predicted model, not a curated record. The annotation marks the transcript as partial. NCBI's taxonomy places the organism in Eukaryota, Perkinsozoa, Perkinsida, Perkinsidae. The transcript is spliced from 2 exons.